Messenger RNA from Lingula anatina, 1895 nucleotides. RefSeq names its product cysteine sulfinic acid decarboxylase. NCBI's taxonomy places the organism in Eukaryota, Metazoa, Brachiopoda, Lingulata, Lingulida, Lingulidae. Gene Ontology annotation, cellular component: cytoplasm. Gene Ontology annotation, biological process: carboxylic acid metabolic process. The record is from RefSeq and is a predicted model, not a curated record. Gene Ontology annotation, molecular function: pyridoxal phosphate binding; carboxy-lyase activity.
AAGGUGAGUGACCUUAGAAAUAAUGCAGUCAUACACCAGAUGUCCUUGAUACGUAGUACUCAACUUAGAUGAUGGUUUUGCUCAGGUUUAUUUAUAACAUAUCUCACCUAGUGAAGCCUGGCCCAAGUUUUGUGUGCUCCAGUUUUCACUGCACAAAUAAAUCACUGCACAGCUCUGGUCUCAGAAUGACAGCCCCUGUCGCUAAUGAUGUAACCAGCUUUCUAGACAAAGUUCACCAGUUAAUGAUUAGAGAAUGCCUUGAGAAAGGAAAGUCUAGAGAUGGGAAAGUGGUGGAGUUCUUACAGCCUGAGGAGCUACAGAAAGAGAUGCAGUUUCCAGUCGGAGAUAAUCCAGAGAGCCAUGACAAGCUGCUGGAGCUGUGUGAAAAGGCUGUGAGAUAUAGUGUCAAAACUGGCCACCCGAGGUUCUUCAACCAGCUGUAUGCUGGUGUGGACCCCUACUCCUUAGCUGGGUCAUGGAUAACUGAUGCCUUGAAUACUAACAGCCACACCUAUGAAGUAGCACCCGUCUUCCUACUGGCGGAACACUACCUCGUUCAGAAGAUGUGUGGUAUUGUGGGAUACAAAGAUGGCGAUGGCUUAUUCAAUCCUGGUGGCACCUUUUCCAACCUGACAGCCGUCCACGUGGCCAGGUAUCAAUACAACAAACAGGUCAAGAAAACCGGCCUCUUUGGAAUGCCACGGAUGAUUCUCUUUGCCUCUGAUCAGGCUCACUAUUCCAUCUCUACUGCGGCCUCCUUCCUGGGUUUUGGUUUGGACAGUGUUGUCAUGGUGAAGACUGAUGAGAGAGGGUGCAUGGAUCCUCAAGACUUCAAAAGCAAGAUACAAGAAACCAAGGCAAAGGGUGACAUUCCAUUCUUUGUUCAAGCCACCGCAGGCUCCACUGUCCUGGGUAGUUUUGAUGACCUGAAUGCUAUCAGCGCCAUCUGUCAGGAACAUGGGGUGUGGCUCCACCUGGAUGCUGCUUGGGGAGGAGGAGUUCUUUUGUCGAAGACAUACAGACAUUUAAUGUCUGGUAUAGAAAAGUGUGACUCAGUUGCUUGGAACCCUCACAAAAUGAUGGGUGCUAAUUUACAGUGUUCAGUUCUACUUACAAAACAAAAGGGUCUUCUUCUGGAGUCCAAUGCUAACAGAGCAGAAUAUUUGUUCCAACCAGACAAGUUCUAUGAUACUUCCUUUGACGCAGGUGACAAGAGUAUUCAGUGUGGCAGAAGAGCAGAUGCAUUCAAGCUGUGGUUGAUGUGGAAAGCUAAGGGAGACAAGGCCUUUGAGAAUGAAGUGGACAAGGCAUAUGAGAACUCUAAGCUUUUCAUCAAGAAAUUGAAGCAGAGAGAAGGAUUCCGCUUGGUUCUGGAAAAUCCUCAGUGUACCAAUGUGUCAUUCUGGUACAUCCCUCCCAGUAUGAGAGGACAAACUGAGGACGAAGAGUGGUGGAAGCGACUCGGUCAGGUAGCACCCAAGAUAAAGGAGAGGAUGACCAAAGCAGGGAACAUGUUGAUUGGCUUUCAGCCAGUUACCAAUAAAGGAUGGGUCAAUUUCUUCCGUAUUAUCUUUCGAAACCCCGUUAACGAGCAGGACCUGGAUUUCAUCAUUGAGGAAUUUGAGCGCCUUGGCCGAGACCUGUAACCAGUAGAAUUUAGAUACAGCUGUGAUUGAUAUUCAGCCCUACUUGAUUUGCAGUUACCCAGUAUUUCUCAUUCAAUAUAGUUGGCCAUGCAUACUUGUAAGACAUAAAAAAAUGAAGUGUGCCAUAACAACUUCUUUAUCUAAUAUAGAAACAAAACUUAACAUGUUUCCCAGCUUUAUUAAUUUAGUAUUACAGAUGCUGUAUAUUUAAUUGUUUCAGUGUUUUUUUUUUUUUUUUUUUUUUUUUUU